This is a messenger RNA of Cottoperca gobio, 3497 nucleotides long. RefSeq names its product EGF containing fibulin extracellular matrix protein 1 (gene efemp1). Bases 297 to 1703 code for a protein of 468 amino acids. NCBI's taxonomy places the organism in Eukaryota, Metazoa, Chordata, Actinopteri, Perciformes, Bovichtidae. The transcript is spliced from 11 exons. The record is from RefSeq and is a predicted model, not a curated record. Gene Ontology annotation, molecular function: calcium ion binding.
ACUGUAGCCUGCUGAUCGUUUACUGCUCCCCGGUGAGAGAAACCCUGAGCUCAACCUGCCCGGUACACCGCCCCCAGCAUGGUCAUACUAUACAAGCCGCAUGUUCAUCACAAGUGCUGCUUGGACUCCGACAACCAUCUGACGUCCACUGCACUGUUUGCAGAAUAAAGGCCAGUUUGCUACGCGCGCACACUCGGAUUUGCAACAAAAACAUAAACCGGGGACGUUUUCUUCGGCACGCCAGGAGAGUUGGAGAUCCGCAGGUAAUUGCAGUGCUGCUCCGACGUUUGGUCGACAUGCUGGGGAUCUGCGUGUGUCUUUGUGCGGUUUUCACACAUGUCCUCUCUCAGGAGGCUGAGGAGCCCGUCUUCUACACAUGCACAGAAGGGUAUGAGUAUGACAGAGUCAGAGAGCAGUGCAGAGACAUCGACGAGUGUGCUUUGUUAGACGAUGCCUGCAAAGGAGGGAUGCAGUGUAUCAACCACUUUGGUGGAUACCUCUGCCUCCCCAAGAGCGCCGUCAUCUAUAUCAGUAAGGACGGCGAGCAGGUGCCGCUGCCUGACCCUGUCCCUGCUGUCCCUGCUGUCCCUGCUAUCCCUGCUGUCCCUGCUGUCCCUGCUGUCCCACCAAGCCAGCCUCUACCCCCACAGUCUUCAGGCACCCAGGGGGGCUCUCAGCCCAGCCGGACCAUCCGCUGUGCACCAGGAUACACUGCAGAUGAGCAGAACCUCUGCAGAGACGUAGAUGAAUGUGCGACAGGCAUACACACUUGUGGCCCUGAACAGACGUGCUACAACACCAGAGGCUCCUACACCUGCCAGUGUCCUCAAGGCUACCAGAAGAAUGGCGACCACUGUUUAGACAGAGACGAAUGCGCCCUGACCCACUACUGCAUGCACAGAUGUGUGAACACACAGGGCUCAUACUACUGUGAGUGCAACGCAGGUCACAAGUUGGCCAGCAACAACCACAGCUGUGUUGAUGUGAACGAAUGUGAUGUGGAGAAUCCAUGUCAGCACCACUGCUACAACCUUAUUGGCUCCUUCCUCUGCCAGUGUGACCAGGGCUACGAGCUGGCACAAGACACGGCCUCCUGCCAAGACAUUGAUGAAUGCAGCUUCUCCAGCUACAUGUGUCAGUACCAGUGUAUCAACAGCCCAGGAAGUUACUCGUGUGAGUGUCCAGAUGGAUAUCAGCUCCAGGGAAACAGGGUGUGUCAAGACAUAAAUGAGUGUGAGACGGGGGCCCAUAACUGCCAAGACGAUGAAAUGUGCUGGAACUAUUACGGAGGAUUCCGCUGCUAUCCCAGAAACCCCUGCGAGGCGCCUUAUGCCAAAACUGCUGAAAAUCGCUGUAUCUGCCGCUCUCAAGCCGAGUGCCAGGGUCUCCCACCUUCAAUAGUCUACAAAUACAUGAGCAUCCAGGCAGACCGGACGGUGCCAGCAGACGUCUUCCAGAUUCAGGCCACCAACAUGUACACAAACACACACAACACCUUCAGGAUCAAAGCGGGAAAUGAGGCAGGAGAAUUCUUCCUGCGGCGUUCCAGCAAUGUGAGUGCCAUGCUGGUGCUAACCAAGCCUCUGACAGGCCCCAGGGAGUACGUGGUGGACCUGGAGAUGGUCACUCACCAUCUGACCAUGAACUACCGCUCCAACUCACUGCUGCGGCUCACCAUCAUAGUCGGGCCGCACGCCUUCUGAGCACCGCAAUCCCCAGCUGCCCACAUAAGUCUGGUUCAGCAAACAUAGCAGUGUAACACAGCAGAUGUCUGUAUCAGCAUAACAUACAUUUUCAUACAAUACAACAUAUAACAUAGGCUGCCCCAGACUCGUACAGCAGCGCUGCAGUUCCAAUAGGCUUGCUCAUGACAGACCUGCCCACGCUGUAGUGUGACCACUGGGCAUCUUUUUCUCUCAAGGUGCUGGGAAGCAUUGUUAUGAAGGCUUUUAGUGUCCUGAGGAAUCAAGCAACAACAGCACUUAACAAUUAACAUAUUUUUCAUCUUUAAAGUUGAAACAUUUUUGACUUUAAGUGCCGGAUGUGGACAUAAGAAAGAUAAGAAAGAUGCUGGAUGUUACUUUUUUUUUUUUACUUCCGCUGCUUCCAUACUAAAAAACUAUUGGGAACAGAGCAGUGACUCUCAGGAAAAGAGGCCUAGUGGACACACAUCGCAACUGUGAUGAAUUUUUGAUGCAGCUGUACCUACAUUUAUCACUUUGUUUCAGACCAGAACUGCUUACAAUAACCUGUGUGUGCAUCAGUGAAGCGCUAUGUUGUAAGAAAGAGAGAACAAUCAUAUUUUCUAUAUUAACGUACAUGGCAAAUAUCCAAUAUGAGCAGCUUUUGAUGCAAAACUAAUUGACAGAACUUGUAAAUCACAGCUUUUGUUGAUACAUGUAGUAGGGGUUAGUGUUGCUGCGCCACGCUGUUCGUGCAAGUUUCUGUAUAGAUUGACUCAUGAGUAAUAAUUUCCAGAAAAGUCCAGAACAGUUCAGAAGUGUAAAGGGAGGGAAUUUGCCUGUUAGUUGACAGAGUACUAAACUUUGCAUGACAACAGGCUUGAUGCUUGUAGACUUUACUCACAGGAGUUAAGUCAUGUACAUACUGAGGUAACAAAUCUGUGUGUGUGCGUGUGCGUGUGUGUGUGUGUGUGUGUGUGUGUGUGUGUGUGUGUGUGUGUGUGUGUGUGUGUGCCUGGCUUUGCGUAUGCAUGCAAGCAAGUGAAAGUGUGAAACACAGAGGGAGAGAAAGGGAAAGAGUGAGAAAGAGCUUGUUCUCUGCCCCCAGGUUCGGUGGAUGUGGUUGAGCUGUUUAUGUGUUUCUGUGAUGCCAGCAUCGCAGCCCUCAGUCACAGAGGCAAUAACAGAGAUUUUUUUUUAACUCGAGAACACGCACAGGAAAUGACGGCUUUCACAACACACCUCAGCCAAAUCGACCGCUCACUGGUGCCACGGCUAUUCUCCAGAGGAACAGCUGAGCUUUCUAAUGUCGGUCCCAGUCAAGAAGUCACACACUGGCACCAGGCUGGCUUGCGUGAUAAACAUAAUUGCAGUGCUUUGCCCUGUAGCUGUUUCAUGUGUGACACAGGAGAUUAUUAAAGUGUUAAUACAAUGCCACCACAGUUUUGGCUGAAUGAGAAAUCUUUCACUACCUGCUUUGCCUUUCGUGACUCCGCGGGUCUGCUCUGGCUUAUUGCUGAAACACUGAACACUGUAGAAACACAGCACUGAAAACCAACAUGCUGUCACCACUUCAUGUGUAGAAAGUGAUCCAUCUUUUAUGUGGUUUCAGCAGCGAUCAUGCCACAGUGCCUUAGAGCUAUAAACAAUAUAACACUAAUCUUAUUAUUCAUGCUGUCAAGGCUCCCUUCAUUGAAAUGCCUUAAUGUUUUUCUCUUCUAUUUAAAAUAUAUUUUGUCAUAUGUAUCUUAUAUUGAUUGUACUCUGAAGAGCAAAAAGUUAUAUUGUUGAAUAAAAUAUGAUGGAUAAAUGGGG